GUGAACGAUAUGGAAGCCCGGGCAACGGAAGGCCAAAGACGCGAUGCAACUGAGGACGAAAUCAAGACCCUGCCCCAUGUGGUGGACUCGGUCCCGUUCAUCGUCUGGGUCGCUCUUGUAGCUGGUGCAUCCGAAAGAUUCACAUUCUAUGCCAUCUCCGCUCCAUGGCAGAACUACAUGCAAAAUGACCGCGAUAGUAUCGCUGUCCCGGGGGUUCUAGGUCUGGGCCAAGCAACCGCUACCAACAUCUCCAAUGCCUUCUUUUUCUUCUCAUUCCUGGCCCCUCUGCCCUUUGCUAUCCUCUCGGACGCAUGGCUGGGGCGAUACAAAACAUUAUGCAUCUGUUAUAUCCUGAAUCUAUGUGGCUGUAUAGUGCUCUUUGUCACCUCACUUCCAGUGGUUACCCAGGAUUCCGUUAAGAUUUUUGGAUUGGCUCUUGCCAUGAUUCUUCUGGGUCUGGGGACUGGAGGUGUCAAGGCUACCGUCUCCCCCUUCAUAGGCGAUCAAUAUACAACUCACGCUCCACAGUUGGUGGUCAACAAGAAAGGCCAGAGGGCCAUCGCGGAUCGCACGUUGACCCUGCAAUAUAUAUAUAAUGUUUUCUACUGGUUCACCAACAUCGGAAGUCUCUCUCUGAUCGCCUCGACCUAUCUGGAGAAAGAGGUUGGCUUCUGGGCCGCUUACCUCCUCCCGUUGUGCUCCGUGUGGGUUUCAAUCCCUCUGCUGCUGUUUUGGCAGAGGUCGUAUGUGAAACUCGCGCCGCAAGGAAAUGUGCUGCCCCAGGCAGGAACGGUGCUUGCAUACUCUGCGCGCGAACGCUUCCAUCUCGACGCAGCAAAACCAGCAUUCCAAGCGGAGAAAUAUGGGAGAACCGUGCCAUGGGAUAAUUUAUUUGUCUCGGAAAUAAAAAGAGGCCUCAUCGCAUGCAAAGUCAUGGCUUGCUUUGUCCCAUUCUACCUCUGCAUCAACCAGAUCACCAAUAACCUUGUCUCCCAAGCAGGCCAAAUGCAGCUGGGCGGUAUCCCCAACGACACGAUUCAAGCGCUCAACCCCAUCGCCUGUGUUCUACUUGGCCCGAUCAUCCAGAAACUCCUGUACCCCGGGCUCCAAAGCCAAGGGAUCGCAUUCGGCCCGAUUGCACGCAUGACUUGGUCAUUUGUCACGAUGAGCUCCGCCAUGGCGUUUGCUGCAGGAUUGCAGAAGCUGAUCUAUACAAGAGGCCCAUGCUAUGAAUCGCCGCUGACCUGUCCCGACUCCGAUGGAGGCAGGAUACCCAACGAUAUCAGUGUCUGGGUGCAAACCCCAGUGUAUUUCCUGCUCGCGUUUGCCGAGAUCCUGGGGUUCACCACGCUGUCUGAGUACAGCUACUCGAAAGCCCCAAAGGACAUGCGCAGCUUGGUGCAGGCCCUGCGACAGGUCACGGCCGGAAUUGGAUCGGCCUUGGGGAUGGCGCUCUCCCCUGUGGCGGUGAAUCCGAAAAUCAUGUACAUGUAUACCGGGCUAGCAGCGACGAUGAUUGCUGGUGCUCCCAUGUUUUGGGUAGCUUUUAGGAAUUAUGACAAGAUCGACGAAGAGCUGAAUGGAAUCGGGUUGAUACCGGCGGAUAGCAAUGACGAGAUGGAGGAGACUACGGAUAAUACUCGUCCCUGA
Messenger RNA from Aspergillus steynii IBT 23096, 1650 nucleotides. RefSeq names its product oligopeptide transporter. The transcript is spliced from 6 exons. Lineage: Eukaryota; Fungi; Ascomycota; Eurotiomycetes; Eurotiales; Aspergillaceae. Gene Ontology annotation, cellular component: fungal-type vacuole; plasma membrane. Gene Ontology annotation, biological process: transmembrane transport. The record is from RefSeq and is a predicted model, not a curated record. Gene Ontology annotation, molecular function: dipeptide transmembrane transporter activity; tripeptide transmembrane transporter activity. The coding region runs from base 10 to 1650 and encodes 546 amino acids.